AUGCGCGUCUACCAAGAGGAAGCAGUUUUAUCCGUUACCAGGACGGUGGAACGCGUGAUCUUAUUGCUUACUGAGGAUAUCUUCAACCUCGAAAAUGGUCUUGGUGCCGAAGUUUCCCUCUUUUCCUACCACAUUACGCCGAGACUGACGGCAAUGGUCUUCGAAAAGGCAAUCGAGACGUUAAUUUACUUGCAUGACUCGCAGGUAUGCCCGGCGAAUUCACUCCAAAUUGACCCAACGGCCAGCAGCAUCUGGCAACGGCGAAUUGACAUUGUUUUAAAGGGAAUCAGCUCCCUGAAUGUUAUCGUCGGGGGAUCCGAGGCAGCCACUGCUGCUUUUCAAUCGCUCAUGCCCCAACAUGGGGAUAUUCUCUCCGAAUGCUGGACCUCUGAUUUUAGCACAUGA
Penicillium waksmanii is the source of this 405-nucleotide messenger RNA. RefSeq lists its product as uncharacterized. The record is from RefSeq and is a predicted model, not a curated record. Lineage: Eukaryota; Fungi; Ascomycota; Eurotiomycetes; Eurotiales; Aspergillaceae. The transcript has a single exon. Bases 1 to 405 code for a protein of 134 amino acids.